AUGGCAGCCACAUCGGAUGAACGGCUGUCUCCCACGAACGUGAAAGCGGGAACGCAGGCCCCUGGGUCGGCGGGACAGCUUACAUCGUGCCUGAGCGGAGAAUGGGCGUCCGGCCUUAGCGACUUCACCGCUGCGGCACCGGACGCGAAAAUCGGCAAGGGAUCGUCGUCCAACCUCGACGAUACCAAAGCGGGUAAGUCGAGCAAGACGCUGAGCGCCGAGCAGCUGACUGACGUCGAGAAGACUGAGGCGAUGAAAGAUACUUUGGCCAUGGCAUGCAAGCUGAACGCGACCCUCAGUGCGGAGCAAGUGGCCGACGUCGUGCACGACGUGUCGAAGAAGGCGGCGCUUGCCGUGGUCGAUAAGCUGAACCUUCUGGGCUCCCUCGGCAGCAGUGCGUUGGAGAAGGAAGCCGCGCUCGACACCGACAAGCUGGACGCGAACACGAGUGGGAGUAAAGUGGCCGACACCGAGAAGGCCGUCUCGAAGAAGCAGGGGCAAGCUGAGAAGGCAGAGCCACGCCCUGCGCUCGAGCUGAACGCGAACCUGAGCGAUGACCGGGUGGCUGAAUUGAAGACGGUCUUUGAAGGCUACGACGCCGAAGGAACCGGCGCGAUUCCCGUCUCCAAGCUGGGAGCCGUGAUGCGCAGUCUGGGGUACAAACUCACGGAGUCGAACCUCCAGGAUAUCUUGGGACCCAUGAAAAGAACCAUCAUUACCUUCAGCGAAUUCAUCACCAUGAUGGCGAAGGACGUGCUGGCGGUGAACACCGAGGAAGAGUUCAAGCAGGUGUUCAAGGUGUUCGACCAUAACGGUGAUGGCUUGGUGAGCUGCGCAGAGCUUCGCUAUGCGAUGACCAAUCUGGGUCAAAAGCUCUCCUCGGAGGAUGUCGACGCGAUGAUUCGAGUGGUCGACAAGGACGCCAAAGGAAAACUGACCUUCGACGAGUUUGUUACCAUGGUUACGUCCAAGUGACUCGCAAGUGUGGCAGCGGUACAGGAGAGAAAAUUCGAGCAACUCCGUAGGCUGAAC
Molecule: messenger RNA, 1032 nt
Organism: Rhipicephalus sanguineus (brown dog tick)
Lineage: Eukaryota; Metazoa; Arthropoda; Arachnida; Ixodida; Ixodidae
Exons: 3
Coding region: 1-975 (324 amino acids)
Cellular component (GO): myosin II complex
Molecular function (GO): calcium ion binding
Source: RefSeq, a predicted model, not a curated record